AAUACUGAGAUGAUUGACUACUGGUCACUCUUAGUCUGCCCAGUAGUUUGCAUAAACUAUUGCUACAGUAGUUAAUAAAAGUUUUGUCGCUGCUACGUCAUUCGGAUAUUAGUCACAGCCAGGCAUUUGCUUGCUUCGAGAGGCCGUGUACCGUUGACGUGCGAAGAUGGAUGCUAAGCGGAAGGAAUCUAGGUUGACGGACGCUAUCGCUCAUACAGCUCUAGGAUACUUUCGUUUCAAAAACGCAUUUCGAAAGCCUUUAGAAAGUGAUGAUAAACCAGUUUCGUACGCAGAGCGUGUAAACGUGAGCAUGUACUCGCCAUACGUGAAGUCGGGCUACCUGAAGGCUCUUAGAUUUGACAAAAAAAACGAACGGCCGUUUGACAAGUUAGACAAGUCGCUAUCAAUGGCGCAGGUGUUUAAGGAGGCUGUUGCCAUGUAUGGAACGAAACCCUGUCUCGGCGUUAGAGAUAUUAUUGAAACCCAGGAAGAAGUACAAAGCGAUGGUAAAGUCUUCAAAAAGGUGAGACUUUCCCAGUACAAUUUUCUUACCUAUAAUAACGUUGACGCUCAAGUGGAUUUAUACGGGAAAGGCCUUAGAGCUAUUGGCGUUAAACCUCGGGAAAAUGUUAUCUUGUUUGCGGACACCCGAUGGGAAUGGAUGGCUAUGGCCCAAGCGCUUCUCAGGCAAAACAUGCCUAUUGUAACAUUGUAUAGCAUGCUGAGCGAAAACGGCAUACAUCAUGGCAUACAGGAGACCGAAGCAACCGUAAUGAUUACCAGUCGUGAGCUACUUGACAAGUUUCACAAGUCGUUGGCUACGCUGCUGCAGCUUCAACACAUCAUCUAUAUGGAAAAAGAGAUUGCCCCCAAGCCGACGCCUAUGAAGGGAAAAACACUUCUUAGUCUUUCUGAAUUGGAGCGCAUUGCCAAAGGUGCUAAAGGUGAAUUUGAAGAAGUCCCACCUACUCCAGAUGACACAGCUAUUCUAAUGUACACGUCUGGGUCGACGGGUUUGCCUAAGGCUGUUAUUUUGACCCACAGAAAUAUGCUUGCAGCAGCUCGGGGACUCUGCGAUGUGUUCGAAAAGCUCAAGGUCAAGCAAGAAAGUGACAGCUAUAUUGCAUAUCUGCCCCUAGCGCAUGUCUUUGAGCUGAACUGUGAAAUAAUCGCGAUUUUGUAUGGCGUAAGAAUUGGCUAUUCAUCUCCUGUUACGCUUACGGACUCUUCAACUGGCCUCCUGGCCGGAACCAAGGGCGACUGUACUCUACUGCAGCCGACAAUCAUGGCGUGUGUUCCACUUGUGUUAGAUCGAGUGAAAAAAUCGAUUCUUGAAAAAGCGGCUGCCAAAGGAUCAACUGCGCUGAGGGUACUAGAGCUCGCUGUCGAGGACUCUGUUCGAAGAUUUAAAGCUGGGCAGAACUCAACCGUGUACGACAAAGACGUCUUCAGCGAAAUCCGCUCCGUGGUAGGAGGCCGCAUCCGAAUGAUAGCCACGGGCUCAGCACCACUAUCGCCUGAAACCCAAGAUUUUAUCAGGGCUGCACUGGGAUGCUACCUUAUACAAGGUUACGGCUUGACGGAGACAUGUGCUGCAGCCACAUGUAUGGAGUUGAAUGACAAAUCAACAGGAAGCGUUGGUGCACCCGUAAAUGGUGCCCUGGUUCGGCUGGAAGAUUGGACGGAAGGAAAAUACUUGGUCACGUGUAAUCAAGGGGAGAUUGUUGUCGGCGGCGAAAUGGUUGCGGCAGGCUAUUACAAAAAUUCGCAACUUACCAAGGAGUGUUUCUUCGAAGAGGAUGGCGUGAGGUGGUUCCGCACAGGUGAUAUAGGCGAAGUUACAAACUUGGGUACUUUCAAGAUUAUCGACAGAAAAAAAGAUCUUGUGAAACUCAAAAAUGGAGAAUAUAUACCACUUGGCAAGAUUGAGACGGAGAUGAAAACGAAUCACUUCGUGGAGCAGGUUUGCGUCUGUGCUGACAGCUUCCAAGAUUAUAUAGUCGCCCUGGUGCAGGUUAAUGAAAAGAACCUAAAGGCGCUUGCCUGCAGCGUUGGAGUAGACCCCACCAAGGACAAUAAAGAACUUUGCAAGGACCCUGCGAUUGUCCAAUAUCUACUCGUUAAUUUCGAGGCACAGCUGCGGAGGCGCAGAUUCAAAACGGUCGAGAUUCCAAAAAAACUGACUUUGUGCGCCGAAGAAUGGACCCCGGAUAGCGGGCUGGUAACGGCUGCCUUCAAACUACGCCGCAAGCAAAUUCAAGAACAUUAUCAGAAGGAAAUCGACCGAAUGUAUGAAAACAGUAGUUACUCAAAAUGAAUCCCUGACUUUCGUUUCUAAUGGCUCUCGCUUCAGCCAGUGGGGCAUAACGAUUAUUGGCUCCCAAGCAAUGCUCGCAAAUCAGAUGCAGUUUUCUUUCUCUACAAAACGACGACGUUAGUAGUCCUAAGGUUUAUAGCCAGCUGCAUGUGGGUAAAAACGAAAACCUUUUAUCGACAUGUUUGCCUUAUAAUUAAUAUUAUGGUAUAGUAUAAUUAAUAUGCUAGUGUAUUUGUCGUAUGCAGAUAAUAUAACUAAUAUGUUAGUAUAUUUGUUGUAUACAGCAAUCAAGCCCGUAGGAUCGAAGGGGUUUGCCAAACAGGCUUAACAGACGAACGAUUCUAAGCACUAAAUACAAGUAGACUGAAUCCAUGUUGCUAUCCUUUUUUUUACCUAAUUACUUAUCACGUUUCAAUGAUAACUGCAGCUUAAGAUAAAUGAGACGUUGCCUCUUAAAAAUCACAAACAUGUUAAAUUUUAAGUAAAUGUUUUGUGUGAUCCACAUGCUCCAUUCUAGUAAUGAUCGAUGUGUAUGUAUCGUCCCUAUAUAAUAUUUCGUAAAGGGAUGAUAGCUUACAUCCGCGAAAAUGGUGUUGACAUUUAUUCUGAUCUAGUAGGCAGAAGGAACUGAACACUGAAAUUUCGCAUCGUUCGCACACCGCCAGACUUUCUAAACAUCAGUUCAAGCUAUAAGAACAGGUUGAAAAUGAGUCGAACACGUUAAAUGACGCCGCUCCGACUAACUAGUUACUGAAUCUUUGUAUAUGUGAUUAUUUUAGAACAUUAAUGCACCGAUGUCUAUUUCGAAUCUUGGAUAACCCAUAUAAUAUAUGCACUUCUAUUAAAAAACUAUUAAAAAAUCAUGUAAUCUAUAAAUAAUGUAUAAUUAAAGUAUACGAAAUGUAAGACAGGUACGCUCAGAAGACAAGGAUGCUACAGUAGUGUCCAGUCGUUAUAUAAGCUAAUAAAAUUACCGACUUAUCAAAACUAAACAUAUUUGUUUGGGGUCAUGCGCCCUUCGUUCGAUCCUAUUAUAAGCGUUUUGUUAACUACUAAGUAUCAUUAAAUUUUACUGUCUUCACUUAAGUAUAAAGACUGCUUGCUUGGU
Molecule: messenger RNA, 3425 nt
Organism: Varroa destructor (honeybee mite)
Lineage: Eukaryota; Metazoa; Arthropoda; Arachnida; Mesostigmata; Varroidae
Product: long-chain-fatty-acid--CoA ligase 4-like
Biological process (GO): long-chain fatty acid metabolic process; long-chain fatty-acyl-CoA metabolic process; neuron differentiation
Cellular component (GO): lipid droplet; endoplasmic reticulum; plasma membrane
Molecular function (GO): palmitoyl-CoA ligase activity
Source: RefSeq, a predicted model, not a curated record